UCAAAACAAGGUAAGAUUCAUCUGCUUGUCUAACAGUUAUGCCUCCACAAUAUUAUUCGUGUGCGUGAAAAGAGGAAUUUCCAUGACAUCGGUGACACUGCACGGACUUUCGUAUGCACGAAGUUCGUCAGGAAAUGUUUCCCGCCCUCAAGCAAACUUUCGAAUGAUCACGUAGACCAUGCCAAUUCCGCCGCUGUUGAUUCUGCGCAGUACAUUGUUUCCUGGUGGAUAAGUUAUUGCGUCUUGUAUUACCUGCAUGUCUUAUUCAGAGCAAAAUGACUGGUAGGCUUUUCGAGUGUACGAACUGAGGUAUUGAAAGUUACUCACAGACCAAUCCUGUGACUGUUUCUAAAUAUUGGGACCGUUAGAAAGUUUAAGAAAUAGGAAGGAUACCAGCGUUUUUUUUUUUUUUUUUUUUUUUUUUUUUUUAUUCAUGGAGGAGACCUCUGGUGGUAAAAGCCCUUCAGGGAGUAGGACAAACGGGUUUUGCAACGUUAAAAAGUCGUCCCAUACAGCAAUCCUAUCCAUGACAAUAUUUUUCGGCAUAUCUUCAUUAUUCAUGCUCUUAAAACUAUCAGACGUCCAUGGAAAAAUUUGGGCUUCUAAUCACCACCGGAUGCACAAUGCAGCAGACAGCGAGAUGGACAAAGGCCAGACUGAGUAUUGGGCUAAAAAAACUGACCCCAGGUCAUUCAGCAAACCGAAGUUGAUUUUGUAUUGGGAUCCAGGACCGGGAUGGCGUUACAUGAAUCUCAGCGCGCUUACCAAACCAGUUUUUAAGUCACUAGGCUGUGAAAUAGACCACUGUGUCUACACCGAGGAUAGGUCAUUAGCCGACCAAAGUGACGCAAUUGUAUUCGUGGCCAGAAGUUUGGGCAGUAAACCUAGAAAAUUACCUCACCAGCGCUGGGUGUGGGUAACGCACGAAAGUUCAUGCCACACCAAGGAAGUUCGUGGGCCAUGGGCGGGAAUGUUCAACUGGACCAUGACAUAUCGGCUGGAUUCGGAUAUUUUUGCUCCGUGGCAUUUUCCAAGAAAACGAGAUAAUGUUUUGGUGAAGAAUUUUACGGAUAUCGCUCUGAGGAAAUCUAAAACGGUGGCUUGGUUUGUGAGCCAUUGUGCUUCCAGCAGCAGACGAGAGAGUUACGUGAAAGAAAUGCAGAAGUACAUUGAUGUUGACAUUUACGGGCAAUGUGGUCCAUUCAAAUGUUCUAGGAGUAAGAAUAAAGAAUGUGAAGCACGCGUAUUCAAAGAAUAUAAAUUCUAUCUUGCAUUUGAAAACAGCAUUACGAAAGAUUACUGA
Molecule: messenger RNA, 1303 nt
Organism: Lingula anatina
Lineage: Eukaryota; Metazoa; Brachiopoda; Lingulata; Lingulida; Lingulidae
Product: core alpha-(1,3)-fucosyltransferase-like
Cellular component (GO): membrane
Molecular function (GO): fucosyltransferase activity
Source: RefSeq, a predicted model, not a curated record